AUGGCUUUGGAUUGUAGUGUAACUUUUUGGCCAACUCAUUGUGUUUUUAAGGACAUCCUUAGCAUCAAGACGAUUUGUGGUGGUACUAGGAAGGGCAAACUCUACUACUUGGACUUGACACCUAAUAGUAAAGCCAUAGUCAGUCAAGCUUUCAAUAUGGGGGGAGAUAGUGUUGAGAAACAAAAAGACAAAGUAUGGUUAUGGCAUAGGCUUCUUGGACAUGCUUCGUUUGGAGCUCGAUGGUUUGCCAUGUUUAUAGAUGAUUGCAAACGUAUGACCUGA
Messenger RNA from Prunus armeniaca (apricot), 282 nucleotides. The record is from the annotation of a GenBank genome assembly. Lineage: Eukaryota; Viridiplantae; Streptophyta; Magnoliopsida; Rosales; Rosaceae.